GAAGGGCCGGAACUUUUGGAACUAUUAGAGUUUCUACUCGGACUUGUUGAAGUGAUGCACCGAAAGCGUGUUGUGUUCCCUGCGGGAGUCCACGCUGUUGGUGGAUGUAAAAAAACAUGUGCAGGUCGCCGCUAAAGUAAACGACUCGGUUUGUGUCUGUACUCCUUAAGCGAGGCGCGUCUUUAGCCGGCUUGCUGUCGGAGGAGGAUAGCGGAAGAACGGAACUAGCUCUGGUUUCGACAGGCGAGCCAACAUGAAGAUCAAACGACAGAAACAAGCCAAGAAAACGAUCAGCUUCUACAAAUACAACUUCAGCUUCAGAGAGCCCUUUCAGAUCCUCCUGGACGGCACGUUUUGCCAGGCGGCGCUGAAGAACAAAAUCCAGAUCAAGGAGCAGAUGCCCAAAUAUCUGAUGGGAGAAGUCCAGCUCUGCACUACAAACUGUGCUUUGAAGGAGCUUGAGACUAUCGGGAAGCAGCUUUAUGGCGCUAAGCUCAUCCUGCAGAGGUUUCAGGUGCGGAAAUGUGCACACCUGAAGGACCCGGUGCCAGCCUCCGAGUGCCUGCUGUCAAUGCUGGAGGAGACUAAUCCACACCACUACUUUGUUGCCACACAGGACCAUGCGGUAACGGCUGGACUCAAAAAGAUCCCCGGCGUUCCUCUGCUCUACAUCAUCCUCAACACCAUUGUGCUGGACAAGCCCAGCCAGGCGUCCCUGGACCACGUCCAAGCCGUCCAGCUGGGGGAGCUGGUGACCCCCGCCCAGCAGCAGAGCAUCCGCAGCCUGAAGGAGGAGCAGGGCAUCGGCCACAAAAACGGCGAGAGGCGCAAGAGGAAGAGGAAACAGAGCAAUCCGAACCCUCUGAGCUGCCUCAAGAAGAAGAAGAAAGGCGAGCCUACCCCGCCGCUGAAGAAGACGGAACCAGGAGAGAAGAAGAAAAGAAGUCGACACAAGAGACGAAAAAAGGCCGGAGGAGACGCCGUAGCUGCUCCUGCAGUUUCAAAUGCGUGAUGGGACAGAAAGACAAGAACUUUUGCUUUUUGUUUCCCAAAAAUCAAAGUACUGAAUAGUUUUAACCGUCAUUCUUUACACUUUUCCUCCAAGGAGCCAGACUUUAUUGUUCUCCUUUGAAAUGGUCAUCGUUAAUAGGUUAUUAAUUUACGUUCCCAUUGGGAUUGCACAAUAUCAGGAGAACAUGCAGCUGCAACAUUAUUCCUGAGUAUUUCAGUGAACCCAGGGUUUCCCGACUCUAAUUUAUUUUCCUUCAUCAAAACAUCCCCGCCUGUGUUUGUGAGCUUUAGCAUCUUGGUCACUAGAAAUGUACAUGAUGUGUUUGUAGUGGAGGUUCCCUCCACAUGUCCAAAUAAGUUGUGGGCAUACAGAAUGUGCAGGCAUGGGACUUUGGCUGUAAAAUCCUGAUAAAUGUUCCUAUCAAGCAGUUCUUGGCUAUCACCACAUUGCUCGUGCAGACAUCGCAAUGGUGAUUGGGAUUCAAUAUGUUGUUCUGCUUUUGAUCCCUUACUGCCAUAAUGAAUUAUAGGUCAGGGUUAAAGGGUUCCUACAGUUUUUGCCAAUAUUUCCCACUUCUCCAGAGUUUGAUUUCAGUACAAUAAAUGUUUUCAGUAUAAAUAC
Molecule: messenger RNA, 1633 nt
Organism: Fundulus heteroclitus (mummichog)
Lineage: Eukaryota; Metazoa; Chordata; Actinopteri; Cyprinodontiformes; Fundulidae
Gene: utp23
Product: UTP23 small subunit processome component
Exons: 3
Coding region: 254-1012 (252 amino acids)
Cellular component (GO): small-subunit processome; nucleolus
Molecular function (GO): small ribosomal subunit rRNA binding
Source: RefSeq, a predicted model, not a curated record